GUGAAUAUUUUGUGUUGCCGCGUGUUCACGUGUGUGUUUCUGUGUCAGACCCCCCAAAUGCCACCAUCACCACGGCCUCAGGAGACUGGUUCGUGGGUGCGGAGAACGCUGAGCUGGUGUGUGACAGCGGAGGACACCCCAAACCUCAGAACAUCACCUGGAUACGGAGGGGAGGAGCUCUUCCAGAUGGGGUGUCUGUGGUCGGAGGAAAGCUUGUAUUCGGGCGGACCCUCCGCUCGAAUGACACCGGGGUCUACGAGUGUGCGGCCGUGAACAUUGUAGGAGUAGGAAAAGCAGAGUAUUCACUGAAAGUAGCAGACAAAUCUCAACGUAAGGUCGUCCCCUCUGACGAUAACCUGCUGCUGAUCAUCCUCGGAUCCUCGGCCGCAGCUCUGGUCCUGGUCCUGAUCGUUGUCGUCCUGCUCGUCAACCGCUACCAUCGCCACAGAAACAAAAAUCUUGAGAGGCAGCUCACUGAAAAAACGGACGAAAUUAACAGCCUCUCCAGACAAGCCUCUUUCAGGAGACUGAACUCCGUUAGCACAGACCCCAGAGUGCAGCCUGAAGAUUACGCUCUGCUCAGAGUCGACAGCAGGAUGAAGAACAGCCAAAUGUCCCUGGAGCGGCCCAACUACAAAGGCAGCCAGUCCACGCUGGGCGGGAAGUGGGGUCCCCCGGGGGGAGUGGAGGUGGACGAGCUGGGACGUCCGGUCGUCUGGCACGACGGCAGGGAGAGCCUGAGACAAAAGGAGAUGGACGGAGAGAAGGAGGAGCGCAGGAGGAGGGUGGAGUCGUAUUUGAAGAGCAGCAACAUGUCGCUGGACUCAGGUCUCCCUUCAUCCCUGGUUCCCCUGAAGGUCCAGCAGGAGGAAGGGCCCAGAGAGCCGGACCUCGGCCACCUCAGGGAAGGCGACUCUCCACGUGUGGAGGACUGGGCUCCCACGCAGUCGGUAGAGGAGGAACAGGAGGAGGAUGAGGGUGACGACGGCAGCAGCUCCUACCAGAUCUCAGAGGCGCUCACCAAUCACUUCUACUUCAGCAAAGGAGUCCUCAGACCCAGGCCACACUCCAACGCCAUUCUGCUGCAUCCCAGAGGACAGAUGAUCUAGACCGCAGACUCUGCUCAUGUGGCGAGACAGCGUCUGUCUGCAUUCCUGCAUGGACGACAAUCUUACGUCUUUGUGUGAACAAAACAAACGUGAUUACAGACAGCAGCUGGUUAAUUUCCCUCAGGCACUACUCAAAUACUGAAAAUACUUUUCCUCUGGGCUGUCAGAUUUUGUUCAUUUAUUCUAAUGCUAUAAUAAUUGGGAAUAUAAUUACUUUUAAUUAAUUACUUUUUGGCCGUUGUUAAGAUACAGAAUAGUGGAGAAAUAGCCGACAAUGAGGGGAUAGUGAUGAUGAACGACACUCUGUUGAACAGCCAUCGGGAACUAAUUUGGAAGUUUGUGAGAAUUAUAAUCAUUUUAAAGAAAUAGAGGAAAAGGUGGAGAUUUUUAGUUUUCACUCACCACGACAAACAAAAACUAAUUUAAAAUACAAGGAAUCAUGGGUCCUGUUACACAGUGUUUACUAUGAGUCCUGUCAGUUUACAUCAAAAACAUUCAGGCAGGACAAUGUGGACAAAGACGGUUUCUAGGCUUUAGUCAAGAGGGAAUUCUUCUCAGAACCAUGAAUUUUUCAGCGUGGAUUCACCUGUGGAGGACAACGUAGUGUGUGUAUUUGUAUAUGUGUGUAUUAUAAAUAUGAGGGAGAGAUAAAGAGCUAUUGUAUACUUACAAUAUUGUUACCUGCAACAAGAGAAAGGCCAAAGAAAAAAAAAGGCCUUUUACCCCGAGGACCAGAACAUGGACAUGAAAAAGAAACUGGCAAAUGAGGAAACGGGGACAAAACCUGCAGGAGAUGAACAUGUUUUAUAUCCAUCCAGUGUUUUCUAUGAAAGUAAAAAAAAAAAAUUAAAAAAACCUGAUAUGUAAA
Messenger RNA from Paralichthys olivaceus (Japanese flounder), 1977 nucleotides. NCBI's taxonomy places the organism in Eukaryota, Metazoa, Chordata, Actinopteri, Pleuronectiformes, Paralichthyidae. The record is from RefSeq and is a predicted model, not a curated record.